Messenger RNA from Andrographis paniculata, 906 nucleotides. Its product is annotated as 60S ribosomal protein L15. The record is from RefSeq and is a predicted model, not a curated record. Gene Ontology annotation, biological process: cytoplasmic translation. Gene Ontology annotation, molecular function: RNA binding; structural constituent of ribosome. Bases 91 to 705 code for a protein of 204 amino acids. The transcript has 4 exons. Gene Ontology annotation, cellular component: cytosolic large ribosomal subunit; ribosome. Lineage: Eukaryota; Viridiplantae; Streptophyta; Magnoliopsida; Lamiales; Acanthaceae.
AAAAAAAUUACAAACCCUAGCCGUACCAUCUUCUAUAUAAAGCGCAUUACCAUCUGCUGCUCAAACCUUAGUGCAGCUGCGGCGACAACAAUGGGUGCCUACACGUAUGUAUCGGAGCUAUGGAAGAAGAAGCAGUCCGAUGUGAUGCGGUUCCUGCUUAGGGUUAGGUGCUGGGAGUACCGUCAGCUCCCCGCCGUUGUGCGCGUCACCCACCCUACUCGUCCCGACAAGGCCCGUCGUCUCGGCUACAAGGCCAAGCAGGGGUACGUUGUUUACCGUGUCCGUGUUAGACGUGGUGGAAGGAAGAGGCCAGUUCCCAAGGGCAUUGUGUAUGGUAAGCCCACCAACCAGGGUGUCACUCAGCUGAAAUUCCAGCGCAGCAAGAGGUCUGUGGCAGAGGAACGUGCUGGAAGGAAACUUGGAGGUCUUAGGGUUCUGAAUUCUUACUGGAUCAAUGAGGAUUCAACCUACAAAUAUUUUGAAGUGAUACUGGUCGACCCGGCCCAUACUACCAUUCGCAACGAUCCGAGGAUCAACUGGCUUUGCAACCCUGUUCACAAACACAGGGAGCUCCGAGGUCUUACCUCUGCUGGGAAGAAGUACAGGGGUCUCAGGGGAAGGGGCCACCUGCACCACAAGGCUCGCCCCUCUCGGAGGGCCACCUGGAAGAGGAACCAAAUGCUCUCCCUUCGUCGCUAUCGCUGAUCUUCCAGAAGUUCUUGGAGGUUAUAUCUAUUUUCAUUACAAAUUCAAAUCUUGUUUGCGCUUGUUUGUAGGAAUUUUGGAGCACUUGGGGAGAAGUUUACAUUUAUCUGUCGAACUUGGGUUUUAAAUAUUUCUGGAUAUGGAUAUUGAAAUGUGCUCUGCUUUUUUGCAUCAUGAAAACCUUAUUAUCUUUUCUGGAUA